AUGAAGUUUAUGCCAAAUCGCGAUCUCGACACAGUCACCUCCGCGCUCAACUUCUCCACCCCAGACCUCCAUGUUGUGGGGGGAUGCGACCUAUACACCACCAAGGCAGCCGGAGGAGACAAAAAACUAUACAAGAACAUUGAAAAUGGCCUUGAAGCACAAUACAAGUCGAACCUCCAGUUCUCCAAGUCGCUUUCCCCGCCCCAGGCGCAUGUGGUGGCCCCAAGCCUGAAUCUAAGUCGAAACAGUCCGUUCGGGAACCUAGGAAUGAUCAGCUCGAGGAGAACAUAUGCGUAUCUGAUAGCGACGCUGAACGCCAGUCAUCCCCACUACGACUUCUCUCAUGUCUUGAGGCCCACAGACUUCAAACGAGAGAAGAGCCUACGGCACGUCAUGAACACCGUGGAUACGACCAUGUACAAUCUCCACUCGCGGCCUUUCAACACCUUCUCCAAAGAUUCCUCCGGCCUUACUUCCACUCAGCCGCAAUGGGGUCCGGCGAUGUGGAGAUUGAUUGAUCAACAAAUGAGCUUGCGCGACUGCGCCGUAUAUCGCUACGCGCCAGAGGAUUUUGAUCCUUUUGAGGAUGACGAUGAGGGAUCGAUCUGGUCGAUGAACUAUUUCUUCUUUAACAAAGCGAGGAAGCGUGUUUGCUACCUGUAUUUACGAGGCAUUAGUGUCUUGGCCGUCCCUACCAUCGAUGCACUCCAGUCGCCUAUGAGAUCUAAGCGCUUUGCCGAUGAAGAGGUGGAUGGGUGGAUCACUCCUGACCUCGGCGCCCACAAGCGAGCAAGAUACUGGCUUGGUGAUCGAGAUGAUGUCGAAAUCGCCGAGCACGACGAUGGAGCCGAGGAAGAUGCCGGUAUGGCGGUGACGUCGGUUGAGAAAGACGACAAUCCCAACGGUUCUCCUGUUUCUGAAACUAAACGGCCUUCACAGGACCGUGGAUAUCAGUCUGACGAGGAAGACUUCCCGCCGCCAACCCGGCCAGUCGUCGACGAGCAUGACAAUUACCUGCUUAGUGACGAAGAGGUACGGAGCGCGAGAAGUCAGAGCAAGAGCACGGCCCGGGGAGUGAGCGAAGAGGUGAUGGGCCCUAUCGAAGUAUAA
Molecule: messenger RNA, 1110 nt
Organism: Cladophialophora psammophila CBS 110553
Lineage: Eukaryota; Fungi; Ascomycota; Eurotiomycetes; Chaetothyriales; Herpotrichiellaceae
Exons: 2
Coding region: 1-1110 (369 amino acids)
Biological process (GO): negative regulation of transcription by RNA polymerase III
Cellular component (GO): nucleus
Molecular function (GO): RNA polymerase III core binding
Source: RefSeq, a predicted model, not a curated record